UAGGAGACUCUCAGAUUUACUUCACGGGCGAGGUCUCUGAUUCAAGUCUACCAUAUCCAUCCUGUAUUUCGGUUAUUAUAAAACUAUACUGAAUAGAAUCUUGUAACAUAGAAAAGGUCUAGCCCUACAGUUCACAUUAGCACUCUUUCCUUAUCCUCUUCUCUCUCACUCCCCACCAUCACAUCUUCAACUGAUUUUAUUAGAACUGGAAACUUCCCCAUCUCAUCAUCUUCUACCUUCAUAAACCUCCCCAAAGCCCUGCCCUUUCACACACCCUUCCGCAUCAUGACCCGGCCACAGCCAUCAUCGGCCACCACCGCGUUGGCUCCGCCUCCUGCUGAAGCCACUAACAUGGAGUCCGACUUCGUCAUCAUCCUCGCAGCCCUCCUCUGUGCCCUGAUUUGCGUUGUGGGCCUCAUCGCUGUUGUCCGCUGCACCUGGCUGCGCCGAGGUUCCAGUGCUGGGCUCCAAUCUCCAUCUGUUACCACCUCGCACUAUGCCAACAAGGGCGUCAAGAAGAAGGUCCUCCAGUCCCUCCCCAAGUUCACCUACACAUCCUCAUCGUCCCCGUCCUCCUCCGCCUGGCCAGCCAGCAAGUUCACGGCCGAGUGCUCGAUAUGUCUCACAGAGUUUGCAGAAGGGGACGAGGUCCGGGUUUUGCCGCAGUGCGGGCACGUGUUCCAUGUGGCCUGCAUUGACACGUGGCUCGGGUCGCACUCGUCCUGCCCCUCUUGCAGGCAGGUCCUCGUGGUGGGCCGGUGCCAAAAAUGUGGCGGCUUCCCCGUGGCUCACGGCGGGGGAUCCGGGUCUGGCCCGGCGGAGGCUGAGCUGAAGGAGAGGGAAGAUGCUGAAUUGGGCAACAGGAACGACGGCGGUUUCUUGCCUUAAUAGGAACCUUAUUGCUUUUUUCCUUUUUAAUUUUAUUUUUCUUUUUAAUUUUAUUUUAGUAGUGGUUGUUGUAUUUGUACAUAUGUAUGGAUUAAGGGGGAAGUUGAGAAAUACUUUUUUUCGGUAGUAAAGUUGAUAAAUACUUUCAAUGAGUCGGAACCGAUUAGACUGCGGAUAAGAGAGUGCCCACCGAAGAAAUGUAUACUUUCUAUCAUCACUGAUGGCACUUGUGGAAUUUUGAGAAGUUGGAAGCUCAAUGCGUA
Molecule: messenger RNA, 1151 nt
Organism: Punica granatum (pomegranate)
Lineage: Eukaryota; Viridiplantae; Streptophyta; Magnoliopsida; Myrtales; Lythraceae
Source: RefSeq, a predicted model, not a curated record